This is a messenger RNA of Gigantopelta aegis, 387 nucleotides long. RefSeq names its product carbohydrate sulfotransferase 3-like. The transcript has a single exon. The coding region runs from base 1 to 387 and encodes 128 amino acids. Gene Ontology annotation, molecular function: N-acetylglucosamine 6-O-sulfotransferase activity. Gene Ontology annotation, biological process: N-acetylglucosamine metabolic process; sulfur compound metabolic process. NCBI's taxonomy places the organism in Eukaryota, Metazoa, Mollusca, Gastropoda, Neomphalida, Peltospiridae. The record is from RefSeq and is a predicted model, not a curated record.
AUGACUUCAGAUUUAGAACAUUUCAACCUGCUCUGGAAGCAUUUCCCUGGCCAGGUCAAAGUUGUGAGGUACGAAACGGCGGCCAUGCAUCCACUAAGCGAAGCUAGGCGUUUAUACGAAUUUAUAGGAGUGGUGCUCACUGUUUCAGAUAUGGCGCGUGUUUUUAAGGAAGUAUUCGCGAAGUAUGACAGUUCUGACCCGUACGAAACGAAGCAUCGCAAUUCUUCGGUAAUUCCCUACAGAUGGCUUAGAAAUGAAACCCGGCAGAGUAUCAGAUUAAUAGAUGGGGAGUGUCGUGACCUCUACCCCAGCCUCGGAUAUCUCGCUGUAGACAGCAAAUACUAUUUGGCCAACGGGUCGUUGUUUAACGAGACCUUCGUUCCAUAG